Molecule: messenger RNA, 762 nt
Organism: Prunus dulcis (almond)
Lineage: Eukaryota; Viridiplantae; Streptophyta; Magnoliopsida; Rosales; Rosaceae
Exons: 4
Coding region: 1-762 (253 amino acids)
Source: RefSeq, a predicted model, not a curated record
AUGUCUCUCCCUUCUCUCCAAUUCAAGGGGGAGAGGGGGAGUGAAUUGGAGAGUCUUGGAUUGGAGAAUGAUGUGUUUGAAGAUACUGCUCUCGGGAAGGAAACGAUCUGUCGCAUUGAAGUAAGUGACCGGUUGCCCUUAUCUGGUGAUGAAACUUGUGGUCCCUGUGAAGAAAUGAUUGAUCGCCCUUUGGAACACGACCAGUCGCCCAUAUCUGGACAUGAAGCAAGUGCUCUCGAUCUCGAAACGACCGGUCACACUGAAGCAAUGGCAAAGCUCAAUACUGUGCAUGUACUAUUGUCCCUGGCUGCUAACCGCGACUGGCCCUUAUUACAAUUCGAUGUCAAAAAUGUGUUACUACAUGGUGACCUCAAGGAGGAGAUUUACAUGGAUCUCCUUUCUGGUAUUCCUAUAACCUAUAAGGAGGGUGUUAAGUAUUUGGCUUCCGAGUUUGAGAUGAAGUCAUUGGGUGAUUUGAAGUACUUUCUUGAGAUUGAAGUUGCUAGAUCUAAACAUGUGAGUGUAGUGAGUCAGUUUAUGCAUUCUCCUAGUGAAGAUCAUAUGGGUGCUGUGAUGCGCAUCUUGAGGUAUCUGAAAGUAACUCUUGGAAAUGGGUUAAUGUUUUGCAAGUAUGGGUAUUUCACAUUUGUUGGUGGUAAUCUUGUUACUUGGAAGAGUAAAAAGCAAAAAGUGGUGUCUAAGUCUAGUGCCAAGGCCGAUACCGUGGGAUGGCUCAAGGUGUGUGCGAGUUACUAUGGUUGA